Callithrix jacchus (white-tufted-ear marmoset) is the source of this 4471-nucleotide messenger RNA. RefSeq names its product sterol regulatory element binding transcription factor 2 (gene SREBF2). Gene Ontology annotation, biological process: positive regulation of cholesterol storage; positive regulation of transcription by RNA polymerase II. Gene Ontology annotation, cellular component: nucleus. The record is from RefSeq and is a predicted model, not a curated record. NCBI's taxonomy places the organism in Eukaryota, Metazoa, Chordata, Mammalia, Primates, Cebidae. Gene Ontology annotation, molecular function: DNA-binding transcription factor activity, RNA polymerase II-specific; protein dimerization activity; RNA polymerase II cis-regulatory region sequence-specific DNA binding.
CUGAGCUGCUGAUCGAUGACGCGCCAUCACCCCACGCGCCGCCUCGCGCGCCCAUUGGCUGAGAUGAGCCUGGUCCCAUUGACAACAAACAAGGGGGCGCGCGGCCUGGGGGCGUGGCCGCAGGGGGCGCGGGCUGGGGCGGGGGAAUCCCGCCCCGCCCUUUCCGCGCGGCGCCAGGGCGCAACGCAAACAUGGCGGCCGCUGGCAUCCGCCGGUGAGGCGAUACCGGACGGGGGUUGUCGGGUGUCAUGGGCGGUGGCGACGGCACCGCCCCCGCGUCUCCCUGAGCGGGACGGCAGGGGGGCUUCUGCGCUGAGCCGGGCGAUGGACGAGAGCGGCGAGCUGGGCGGUCUGGAGACCAUGGAGACCCUUACGGAGCUGGGCGACGAGCUGACCCUGGGGGACAUCGACGAGAUGCUGCAAUUUGUCAGUAAUCAAGUGGGAGAGUUCCCUGACCUGUUUUCAGAGCAGCUGUGUAGCUCCUUUCCUGGCAGUGGUGGUAAUGGCGGUAGCAGUGGCGGCAGCAGCGGCGGCGGCGGCGGCGGCGGCGGCGGCGGCAGCAGCAGCAAUGGCAGGGGCAGCAGCGGCGGAGCUGUGGACCCUGCAAUGCCAAGGUCAUUCAGCCAGGUCCCAUUACCUUCUUUCUCACCCUCAGCGGCUUCCCCACAGGCUCCAGCCCUGCAGGUCAAGGUCUCUCCCACCUCAGUUUCCACCACACCCAGGGCCACUCCUAUUCUUCAGCCCCGCCCCCAGCCCCAGCCUCAACCUCAAGCUCAGCUGCAACAACAGACGGUAAUGAUUACCCCAACAUUCAGCACCACUCCGCAGACGAGGAUUAUCCAGCAGCCUUUGAUAUACCAGAAUGCAGCUACCAGCUUUCAAGUCCUUCAGCCUCAAGUCCAAAGCUUGGUGACGUCCUCCCAGGUACAGCCGGUCACCAUUCAGCAGCAGGUGCAGACAGUACAGGCCCAGCGGGUGCUGACACAGACUGCCAAUGGCACACUGCAGACCCUUGCCCCGGCCACAGUGCAGACAGUUGCUGCGCCACAGGUGCAGCAGGUCCCGGUCCUGGUCCAGCCUCAGAUCAUCAAGACAGAUUCCCUUGUUUUGACCACACUGAAGACAGAUGGCAGCCCUGUCAUGGCUGCGGUCCAGAACCCGGCUCUCACCGCCCUCACCACCCCUAUCCAGACGGCUGCCCUUCAAGUACCAACCCUGGUGGGCAGCAAUGGGACCAUUCUGACCACAAUGCCUGUAAUGAUGGGGCAAGAGAAAGUGCCCAUUAAGCAGGUACCUGGGGGAGUCAAGCAGCUUGAGCCCCCCAAAGAAGGAGAAAGGCGGACAACCCACAAUAUCAUUGAGAAACGAUAUCGCUCCUCCAUCAAUGACAAAAUCAUCGAAUUGAAAGAUCUGGUCAUGGGGACAGAUGCCAAGAUGCACAAGUCUGGGGUUCUGAGGAAGGCCAUUGAUUACAUCAAAUACUUGCAGCAGGUCAAUCAUAAACUGCGCCAGGAGAACAUGGUGCUGAAGCUGGCAAAUCAAAAGAACAAGCUUCUAAAGGGCAUCGACCUAGGCAGUCUGGUGGACAGUGAGGUGGAUCUGAAGAUCGAGGACUUUAAUCAGAAUGUCCUUCUGAUGUCGCCCCCAGCCUCUGACUCAGGGUCCCAGGCUGGCUUCUCUCCCUACUCCAUUGACUCUGAGCCAGGAAGCCCUCUUUUGGAUGAUGCGAAGGUCAAAGAUGAGCCGGACUCUCCUCCUGUGGCACUGGGCAUGGUAGACCGCUCACGGAUUCUUCUGUGUGUCCUCACCUUCCUGUGCCUCUCCUUUAACCCCCUGACCUCCCUGCUACAGUGGGGAGGGGCCCACGACUCUGACCAGCACCCAAACUCAGGCUCUGGCCGCAGUGUCCUGUCAUUCGAGUCAGGUUCUGGGGGCUGGUUUGACUGGAUGAUGCCUACUCUUCUCUUAUGGCUGGUAAAUGGUGUGAUUGUCCUGAGCGUCUUUGUGAAGCUGCUGGUCCAUGGGGAGCCAGUGAUCCGGCCACACUCUCGCUCUUCAGUCACCUUCUGGAGGCACCGGAAACAGGCAGACCUGGAUCUCUCCAGAGGAGAUUUUGCAGCUGCUGCCGCCAACCUGCAAACCUGCCUGGCAGUUUUGGGCCGGGCACUGCCCACCUCCCGCCUGGACCUGGCCUGCAGCCUCUCCUGGAACGUGAUCCGCUACAGCCUGCAGAAGCUACGCCUGGUGCGCUGGCUGCUCAGGAAAGUUUUCCAGCGCCGGCGGGCCACACCAGCGACCGAGGCAGGCUUUGAGGACCAAGCUAAGACUAGUGCCCGCGAUGCAGCUCUGGCCUAUCACCGGUUGCACCAACUGCACAUCACAGGGAAGCUUCCUGCAGGAUCUGCCUGUUCAGAUGUACACAUGGCAUUAUGUGCCGUAAACCUGGCUGAAUGUGCAGAGGAGAAGAUCCCACCAAGCAUGCUGGUUGAGAUCCACCUGACUGCUGCCAUGGGGCUCAAGACCCGGUGUGGAGGCAAGCUGGGCUUCUUGGCGAGCUACUUCCUCAGCCGAGCCCAGAGCCUGUGUGGCCCCGAGCCCAGCGCUGUUCCUGACUCCCUGCGUUGGCUCUGCCACCCCCUGGGCCAGAAGUUUUUCAUGGAGCGGAGCUGGUCUGUGAAGUCAGCUGCCAAGGAGAGUCUGUACUGUGCCCAGAGGAACCCAGCCGAUCCCAUUGCCCAGGUCCACCAGGCCUUCUGCAAGAAUCUGCUGGAGCGAGCUAUAGAGUCCUUGGUAAAACCUCAGGCCAAGAAGAAGGCUGCAGACCAGGACGAGGAAAGCUGUGAAUUCUCCAGUGCUCUGGAGUACCUGAAAUUACUUCAUUCUUUUGUGGACUCUGUGGGGAUUGUGAGCCCCCCACUCUCCAGCAGCUCCGUGCUCAAAUCUGCCCUGGGUCCAGACAUCAUCUGUCGGUGGUGGACGUCUGCAAUCACUGUGGCCAUCAGCUGGCUCCAGGGAGAUGAUGCAGCUGUGCGCUUUUAUUUUACCAAAGUAGAACGCGUCCCCAAGGCCCUGGAAGCAACAGAGAGCCCCCUGGUGAAGGCCGUCUUCCAUGCCUGCAGAGCCAUGCAUGCCUCACUCUCUGGGAAAGCAGAUGGGCAGCAGAGUUCCUUCUGCCAUUGCGAGAGGGCCAGUGGCCACCUAUGGAGCAGCCUCAAUGUCAGCGGGGCCACCUCUGACCCUGCCCUCAACCACGUGGUCCAGCUACUUACCUGUGACCUGUUACUGUCGCUGCGGACAGUGCUCUGGCAAAAGCAGGCCAGUGCCAGCCAGGCCAUUGGGGAGACCUACCACGCAUCAGGCGCUGAACUGGCAGGCUUCCAGCGGGACCUGGGCAGCCUGCGCAGGCUGGCACACAGCUUCCGCCCAGCGUACCGCAAGGUCUUCCUGCAUGAAGCGACUGUGCGCCUGAUGGCAGGAGCCAGUCCCACCCGCACCCACCAGCUGCUGGAACACAGUCUGCGGCGGCGCACCACACAGAGCUCGAAGCACGGAGAGGUGGAUGCCUGGCCCGGCCAGCGAGAGCGGGCCACUGCCAUCCUGCUGGCCUGCCGCCACCUUCCCCUCUCCUUUCUAUCCUCCCCGGGCCAGCGGGCAGUGCUGCUGGCCGAGGCUGCCCGCACCCUGGAGAAGGUGGGUGACCGGCGCUCCUGCAAUGACUGCCAGCAGAUGAUUGUCAAGCUGGGUGGUGGCACUGCCAUUGCCGCCUCCUGACCACCAGGCUCAGCUCGCCCCUCCACCUCUCUCGGUUCCUCUCUCCCCCCACAGCAUCCUCCUGCUGAGAGUGGUAGGGAGGAGCCUUGUCUUCCUAGCUGUCAUCUGCCGAGGCUUCUGAGCCACCUCAGGCCAGUGGGCCCCUGGACAGAGCCCCUUAAAGCUGCUGUCACUAGAUGCCCAUGGUCCAGGGUCUGGUGGGCAUGAGAGGAAAGGUGGCAGGGUAGAAACUGGUUCUUAAAAGCAGCAGGGGGAGCUCCCAAGCUGCCAAGCCCCCUGCCUUCAGCCUUCCUGACUUUCUCCUGAACCUCACUCUCUCCUUUUUGCUUCCUCAGUUUUUAUCAGGCUUUCUCUGGGAGACAGCAGUCUCUCAGCACCAGGGAGCAGCUGCCCUCAGGCCUGUGCCUGGCAUGCCCUCCCCGCUUUUUAUACGAAUGUUUUCUAUCAGCGUGCUUGGGUUUGCCAUGAUGUGAGGCUGAGUUGCCGUAGCAUCUUGAUUCUCUCCCUGGGUCUGCGUUCCCUCCCCUGUGCCUGACUGAGCCCACUCAUUGUCUUUCCCUUUAUUACAUAGGACAGCCAGGGGAGGAGGGGACCCCAGCCCUGGGAGGCUGGUGGGAGGCAGGGAGCAUGCCUGCGGAUGGAUGAAAUUAUGUUGGCAUUAUUUUUUAAUUUUUUAAGAAAUAAAUGGUAUCUUAUUUAA